UCUACUGGGAUGUCAUGCAGGAGAACUAUGAGACUGUGACCUCGCUGGGCCAGAGAAUAACAUCCAUGUUUCGCUGCAGAUCAUCUCGUCCUCCCAGGGGCAAGGAAAUGGCUGCAAUGGAGCUGGCUCAGGGGCCGGUGACCUUCGAGGAGGUGGCUGUGUAUUUCUCCAGGGAAGAGGGGACUCUGCUGGACCCCACUCAGAGAGCCCUCUACAGAGAUGUCAUGCAGGGGAACUAUGAGACGAUGGUCUUGCUGGGUAAGGAUUCCUGUCCCUUCUGUUCUUGGAAGGGGAAAUGAAGAGUGAAGGUUCA
Gopherus flavomarginatus (Mexican gopher tortoise) is the source of this 313-nucleotide messenger RNA. RefSeq names its product zinc finger protein 707-like. The transcript has 3 exons. Lineage: Eukaryota; Metazoa; Chordata; Testudines; Testudinidae. The record is from RefSeq and is a predicted model, not a curated record. The coding region runs from base 15 to 299 and encodes 94 amino acids. Gene Ontology annotation, biological process: regulation of DNA-templated transcription.